This is a messenger RNA of Cephus cinctus (wheat stem sawfly), 5708 nucleotides long. RefSeq lists its product as uncharacterized. The transcript has 22 exons. NCBI's taxonomy places the organism in Eukaryota, Metazoa, Arthropoda, Insecta, Hymenoptera, Cephidae. The coding region runs from base 1033 to 5448 and encodes 1471 amino acids. Gene Ontology annotation, cellular component: membrane. Gene Ontology annotation, molecular function: G protein-coupled receptor activity. The record is from RefSeq and is a predicted model, not a curated record.
CCUAUCUACAAGUCAAUACACGACACGUGUCAGGGGAUCACAGAGUGACGCAUCACAUACAUUUAAUGUUUCCAUAGAAAUCUUCGAAGGGAUGAGAAUCUUUGAUACCUUCACUUUGGCACCCCUCAAAUUUACGGGGUCGUGAACUGAUCCUGACGUAGUAAAUACAAAUUCGGAAGGACGAUAUAGUUAGAUACAAAAGUGACUUAUCAUCCGUCGGUUCCUUUCGAUUCGUAAGAUGAGACGGUAAGAUUCUAUACCUGAGUUUGUCGAGGCUUGACCAUAAAUGUCAAUUCGUUUCAAGGGUCGUUUUCUCGGGCAAACUGAUUCAUAGAUACGAGUUAUGUCAUCCGCUUAGAAAUUAUCUUAGAAUCUAUCAAAAUUCUAAAUACCAAUUGAUCAUUACAACCCCUCGUCUGGGUCAAACUAUUCUUUUUUCAUUCCCAGACAUCGUCCCUUAUCGCCUCUUAGGAUCGUAUCUCUGUGUGUGUGGUCGUACUGAGGGUGCGCACAGAAAGAUCACUGGUGCGGAAGAGGCUAACGCCCAACUGCUGCUGCUGCUGCCCGGCAGUUUAUGUAUCCCUGCGAAUACCACCACCACGCGAAUUUCAGUUCGAUCUCCACCCUCGCGAAAGGUUUAUAUCUCGCUUGCCAUCCCUAACCAGAUACAGCCUCGCUUUCCAGCCGCACGGAGCCACCCUCAUUGCUUAGGCAAUCGCGAAUAGGCAACAGCCACCUCUAAACGUGGUAUUUACCAAUUUUUAAGAUUCCAUUAAACAUUUUUAUACAGCGUUUUAAAAUUGCAUCCUUAACGGCUGGUGACACUAUGUUAUGGAAUGAAAUAGGUAAAGGUAUUAUACGUAUGUCGGCUCGCGAAUUCCAUGGAAUUUGUUGUGAAUGACAUUGCGCGUUAUCAUCGUCGGAAAGACUUUGGAAUGUGUAUUAGUGACAAACGAAUAAGUGAAGAAUAAAAAUUGUUAAGAAGAACGUUUACAGUAACAUGCACGUUACCUGAAGGAUACUAACAAAAAGAUGCUAGGGCGACGCUACCUAUGGCUUGUUUUCUUAUCCUGGUGGUCGUUGUUUGACCCUUCGAGGGGUUCCCGAGAGAGGCCACCAUGUGGAGAACACUUAACGAGUAUCAAAGGAGUAAUUCAUACUCCUAAUUUUCCUGGACCUUUCGAGGUGCCAUUAAAGUGUCGAUGGGUGAUCGACUCCUCGGACCAACCACCCAGUAACGGAUCCAUCAUCGUCUACCUUACGCAAUUAUUCGUCUACAAGGGACUAACCUUUACGGAGUACGCGUACUAUGAAACUGACACGUCAAAUUUGGGCGCCACUGUCAUCAAGGAAGUCACGGAGGGCAACGUUUUCGAGUUCCGAUGGUUCAAGACCUUUCGGCCUUUCUUGGUCAUUGAUUUUGAACUACAUAGACUCGAGGGUAAUCACGUCAGAGUCCUCGAUAAUCUACUAGACGUUUAUGGAUUCAACAUAACCUAUGAAAUCACCGGCGACGAACCUAAAAAUGAUUCUUGUUCUGUUCGUGAUUGUUCCUAUACUGGACACUGUAUACUCGGUGCAGAUUACAGGACAUUCCACUGUGAUUGCUUUGAUGGAUUCGACGGUGAUAAUUGUGGCAAUGGCCGCUUAUGCACCGAUGACAGUAGAAAUCCCGUCUGUCAAAAUGGUGGAACGUGCAGACAUGUCGGAGCUGAAGCUAUUCGAUGCCACUGUCCUCAUGGAUUUGCUGGAAAUCGUUGCGAGAUUCGUGUUACUAAUUCAUCAGACCCAGAGUAUUCCGGAGAAGGUUGCCUGAUUCAAUGUCCGUUGGUCAACCCAAAUGAACAACCUUGCAACUGCGCGAGUGGUGUAAAGAUCUGUAAUGUUACAGAUAGAUCCACAUACGAAUGCAGAAUAAAAUUGUCCAACAUGACGUCACUGCGCUCUAGUCUUGUACUUCAUGGGAGUCUGGACACUAUGCUGAGUAAAAAACUUGCAAAGUACUUGAAGAAUUGUAAUAUCUCAUCCGUGGAGGAUCUAAAAAUCCAGAAUGUGACAUCCACCUCCGAAGUGACUUUUCACUUUUUCGCAAAUUCCGAAGACGGCGACAAAAUUCGCGAGUCUCUUAAUCGUCUGGUGCAACAACGUCGACUCGGCGACAUAGCAUUAGAGUCAACGCACUUUACGUUCCAGCAAAAACCAGCAUUAAAGUUACAGACUUUGCGAAUGAAUCAAAUAAACGAACGAGAAGUUCGCUUGGGUGAUCAGUUCAUUCUAUCUUGUGUCGCCCAAGGAAGUCAUAAUCUCAACUUCACGUGGUAUAAGGAUAACAUGUUGGUCAAUAUGAGCAAAGCUACCAGAGAAAUUUGGUAUCGACAUCUACCAAAUGAUGGUUCCGAUCAACAUACGUCCCUUCUGAUGAUAGAUAAAGCAACGCUUUUGGACGCCGGCGAAUAUACAUGUCAGGUUAUCGAUUGGGGAGUGCAGCAAUGUAAAAGCGUUUAUAUAGAAGUUAGGGACGAGCCUGAUGUAAAAAUUAUCCCCAUGAGUGUUACCAUAGAGAAGGGUAGCGACAUACAAUUGAUGUGUAUGACCCCUAAUAUGCGUAGCAUAGGAAUUGGUUUUGGAUGGAGCAAGAAUCGUGCACUAUUGAAGCUCGAGCCAGGUAGUGAAGUAUGGGAAGAUCUUUACCCAGCUGGGAGUAUACUAAAAAUUUCUAAUGCUCAGAAAUCGGCCAUUUACACCUGUAACGUUGCCCACAAAUCAACAGCGGUUCGGGUGGAGGUAGUUAAUCGUACAAUGGUUCCUAUCUGUACCAGCGAAAAGGCGUGGCGGUUGGAUUGGCCGGACACUGGACCAGGAUCCGAAGCACUAUUGGAUUGUCCGCAUCAGUUUGUGGGUCGUCGUGUUUCUAGACUUUGUUCUAUGAAAGAUGCGACAACUCCCGAAUGGCAGUUACCAGAUUUCUCGUUAUGUUUAUACGAGCCAUUUUUCAGUCCUUACAAUAACUUUCAAAGUCUGACCAUGGGAUAUCAGAAUACGACGAGUUCGACGAUUGUCAUUGCACUUUGGAAUAUAUUAAAUUCACGUUCAUUAACUUUGUAUCCUGGAGAAGGAGAUCGGAUUAUAAAUAUCCUUGCAGAAAUCGAACACUAUCAAUACACUAUCAGUGAUCUUGCUGAUCUUCAUAAUUCGGCCGAAGCAUUCAUUCAGAUCAUCGAUCGAAUUCUGCACGAUGAAUACUCGAUCUUGAACCAGCAGAAAGUGUUGCUGCUCCAACAACUCUCACGACGUAAUUUAAUUUAUUGGACGAAUCGAUUAAAUAAUCACUGCAAGCAUCUCUGGCUCUCGUCACUCGUCGUUGACGUUAGACCUUUGGAAAUGGAUACUGAUAAAAAUGACGGGUCAACAAAAAAAUAUUACAUCCCAGACAAUGACUAUACUUAUCCCAUGUGGUACAACGACAGAAUAUCGAUUCGCUUACGCAAAAGACACUACGUGGUUAACAAUAAUAACAGUAACAAUACCUUAGGGGGAAUUAUAGUAGUUUAUAGAAAUUUAUCACGAUUCCUUCCACACGCCUACAGUAAGGAACUGAACGACGGGACGGAUCUUGAGUACAGAUUUAAUUCAAGAGUAGUUACCAUAGCCGUGUCAGCUAAUGAAGAAAUCAACGUUUGGGUGGAUCUGCAGAUGCAACAUUUGAACAAUUAUUCAGCAUCCUGGAAUAUAUCAUGUGGAGUCUUGAACCUUAUGGGUUCUUGGGAUUUGGAUAAAUGCGUAGCAAAUACUAUACCAGGAGGUUCUUAUACGAAUUGUUUAUGUUCCUCUACAGGAACAUUCGCUUUGUUCCAUACAGCACGUGCAGUAAGAGUGGUUCUGGCGACAAAAGAAAGAGCUACGUUUGUCGUGAUAUUAGGCUGUGGUAGCUGUUUGUUACAGUGCCUAGCGUCGUGUUUGAUACUUGGCUUCUAUUGGUGGAAAAAUCGUACCUGGUUAAAUUUUUUGAAAAUACAAUGCUGCGGCGCGCUUGUAUUCUCGAUGGGAAUUUUUAUUUAUGCCGUGCACAGUCAUUUGCCUGAGAAUUCAUUUUCUCUGGUGGCCAUUUGUCUUGAAGCUCUACUUCUGGUUGGCAUGUCCGCGCCUAUAUCGCAGGCACUUAUUGUUUAUGCUGAAUUAACACAUAUGCGACCACGUCAACAUUUUCAGCCUACGGUCAUUGCUGUGAUAACAGGUGUUCCGAUAUUGGCUGUAUUGGCAACGGAAUUGACUCACAAGAGCACCGGAUGGAGACACGAGUCUUGGUGGUUAAUAUCCGGAAGUGGAGUCUUCAAUAUAUUCGUCACUUGCGCCACAAUAAUGUUAAUGAUCUUCAUGCUACUGUAUGUCGGCGUACUUCACAAGACUCGAGCACUGGUCGAUGAAAAUGUCGUGAAAAAGGAAACGAUAGAGAUCAGAGUACGUAUAUUGCAUCGUGCCGCUGUAAUAAUAUGCGGCAUAAUAGCGAUGGAGGCUUCAUCCAUCUUUUACAUAAAUUCAUCGUCAGCUGUUUAUCAUUACGUAUUCGCUUCGUUUUCAUCUUUAUUAGGUUUCAUAGUGAUCGUUGCGUACGUGGUGAAUGGUGAGAUAAUGCUCGUGGCUCCACUAUUUCAAAAGCUCAAAUGGAGACCAGACGUCGAGGACGAGCGAACAACGGAGCCUAUAAAAGUGUGCUCAAAUAUUGGCGGUGAGGUUGAGAAUGACGCAGCACCAUCUUCACUGAUGAAUGAACCGUAUUUAGAAGUGCGAGGAGUAGCAGCCGGCAGUAUAGACAUGCGUGAAUAUAUAACAGAAUCGACUUUGUCAUAUUCGAAGACUUCCGAUCCAGCGCCGAGUAGAUUUUUGCCGAAAAUACGAAUCGAUCAUUCGGAGGAUAUUAACCUUGAGAAUUACAGUACCAGUCCACGUAAAUACCAGGAAACUAUGUCCUUCGAGACCGUCUAUCCUGGCAGAAGUAGCGGACACUAUACUCCAGAUUCGUAUGGGAUGAGCGAAAGGUCUACUUUUGGGGACUAUUCGAAAUUUGGUACGAGUAGCCUGGAGCGUCGGCGAUCACCAUCUUCUACGUCCAACGGCAUAAUACCGGAAGCGUCAUCAGCCAAAGUGUUGUGCAGUGCGGAAGUAGAGUCUCGAAUAGGCGUCGGUAGCGGUACCAUGCCUGACGUCACUCUAGCUAUUAAGAAGAGCGACGUAGAAUUGUUAACCAUUAUUGAAUCGAAAAGUAGAGAGCACAGUGGCACCAUGCCGGAUAUUGCAAAUACCACAGAACGGAAGCAACCGGAUGGUGAAGAGAAGGCACCAGAAAUUCUGAUAACUGAUUGUGAAAAUACCAGCACUGAUAUGCUUGAUCGUAUAUCUCACGAUCUUGAUUAUCUUCUUAACCGUACACACAGUAAGGAGGACGGCUAGAGACAUCUUCCGGAAGAAAACAGAACCUCCCUCUUCUACCGGUACCGGUAACACCUGACUUCCAUGAAUCGGAGAGAAUGGUCCUCGUGGAUAUUGUUGUUUACAGUGUGCGCAGAUUAAUGGCGUAACAGGGAAAAUUUUUAAGACUCUUUAGAAGCUCAUUUUCCCUGUCGCAAGAAAGUCUAUGUCUUGAAAUUAUAAGAGAUUAUUAUUCUCUCCCAUUUGUCAAGGUAUACAAAUAAACGUUUUUUAUAGGCGUA